AUGCGAUUGGAACGGAGCAUGAGAUUCAUCGGGCGAUCUAAGGUUGCAUAUACCCUCACUGAACCACUCUACCCACGUUUUGGCGCGUCGUCAGGGGCCCAUGUUUGGAGAGCGCGGAGUUCAGACAGCAACCAGGAGGUGGUUCUGAAGUUUUGCAAACCUGACACAACCCAAUCUCGAUUGAACUUUCAGAAGGAAAUCUCGCAAAGCCAGAAGUUUGGAGGGGCACAAUAUAUUCGGAAACUCUUAGAUGUCAUCGAGGAUUCCGCCGGAAGAGAGAUAGAUCAUUGUGGAAUGGUACUGGAAUCAUUUCCUGAGACCCUGUGGGAAGCCCGUGAAAAUGGGCGCCUAAGCACCUUUGGUCUUGCUGGAAUUCGAAAGACCAUGAAGGAUGUUCUUCUCGGCAUCCAGGAAUUGCAUGCGGAAGGAAUCAUUCAUCUUGAUAUUAAAGCUCAAAACAUCUUGCUAGAUGGAAUGUCCGCCAGGUUAUCUGACCUUGGAUCUACAUGGCCAGCCUCACCUCCUUCAACUGGAAUUGCACAGCCAAUGCCCUAUCGCAGUCCUGAAAUCCUCUUUGAUCUUCAGUGGUCUAAAGAAGUCGACAUAUGGGGUUGGGGUAUGGUAUAUCUUCAUAUGAUUCAGGCUUAUCUUCGCCCUGAUAUUUGGGGUCUAUAUGACCGACUUCCUGAGGAAUCUAGUCUCGACAUGUCCCAAAUGUAUGAGGAUAGGGUCAGAUACGACAUAUUCCAUGACUUCCAGCUGAGCUUGGCACCUUAUUAUCAACAAUGCAAAGACCACUGGCCGAGGUUGGACCCGAAACGACAAGAAGUAACCCUACGAUCGAUACUGGAAUACUUGGAGUUUCUAGAGGAAGACAUUCUUCUCUUGGAAAGGGUCUUGAUUCCUGACCCUGGGUUACGUCCUACCGCAAAGGAAAUAUUACACAAUGGAUGGCUAGACGGGAAGUGUGUUCAGGAGAUGGCUUAAUUAGACUAAUCACUUGGUUAUUUUGAGACAGCUCACGGCAAAUUUUCAUCCAAUUUCAAUAAAACUGCUCAGCCUUAGGUUUCGCCCAUUGGUUACGAGCCCUAACUCUUCAUGUUUGUAUCGCUCUUUUGGUUGUCAUGAACUGUCUGGUGCCAAAGUGUUAGGGAGUCCAAUGUACCUGAUCCUGUUACCCUACCUUUUCUGCGACGUGUCUAGAUUUAUCAUUCACAAAGGAACCGUCACUUUGCUCAUGGGAGACAGUUACGUGCUGAAUAGGGUCAUUGGGACUGGGAUGAAAUGGGGUUCCUGUUGAACAGUAUCCUAUUCUUGUGCAUGAUAUUCAUCUGGAGUGAGCUCAUCGCAGACAUUCACCAGGUCAUGUUGAUUCCCUUGAGUGGGUUUGGGGGACUUCCGCAACCGAGUCCACCGGGAAAACAUCUUGUUAAUAUGACAGGAAAAUGCAGAGGGAGUAACUAGCAGAGAGGGACUGGAAAAGAGCAGUGUAAAUAAGUGUGUGUGAAGAGACAGUAUCACUUGGAGUGAGCGAAGGAUAUGCUUCAAAGGGGCAGAAGAAAUCGAAUCUAUACAUUUUGGGGAG
This is a messenger RNA of Histoplasma capsulatum G186AR, 1585 nucleotides long. RefSeq lists its product as uncharacterized. Gene Ontology annotation, molecular function: cyclin-dependent protein serine/threonine kinase activity; ATP binding. Bases 1 to 987 code for a protein of 328 amino acids. The record is from RefSeq and is a predicted model, not a curated record. Gene Ontology annotation, biological process: protein phosphorylation. Lineage: Eukaryota; Fungi; Ascomycota; Eurotiomycetes; Onygenales; Ajellomycetaceae. The transcript has 4 exons. Gene Ontology annotation, cellular component: nucleus.